Dracunculus medinensis (Guinea worm) is the source of this 1128-nucleotide messenger RNA. The record is from the annotation of a GenBank genome assembly. NCBI's taxonomy places the organism in Eukaryota, Metazoa, Nematoda, Chromadorea, Rhabditida, Dracunculidae.
AUGAUUAAUUUAACGUCGAAAAGAUGGAAAAUGAUAUGCUUGCAAGAUGUUUUUAAAGCACUGCUUUAUUUAUUUGUUAUAUCUACUCAUUUAUCGUUCGUAUUUUAUUAUUUUUGGGUUCACGAUGAACCAAAUUUGUUGGCGUUAUUUGCGUUCAUCGCCUUGGCUAUUUAUAUUCAUGCUUUUAUAUUUCUUUCAUUAUUAGCGAUAACAAAUUCAGUUAUUAGUUUAGCGCUUCGAUAUGGAAUAAAAAACGGCAUUUUUAGAUUAUUCGUGUCUCAUAUAUUUUUGUUUCGAUUAUUUACUAUUUUUGUGUCAGUUGGAUUUGUCAUUGCUGGAUUCAUUGCAACUUCUUUGCCACCCGUCAUUCGUAAUGUGACAGUUCCAAUCAAAAAUUUGCCACACAGCCAAGAAGGCUUGAAUAUUAUACUUCUUACUGAUCUUCAUAUUGGGCCAACCGUUGGUCGUUCAAAUAUACAACGAACUGUGAACAUAACCAAUUCGUUAAAUGCUGACAUAAUUGCAAUAUCGGGUGAUCUUAUUGAUGGUUCACUGAAAAAUCUAGAAAAUGCUGCUUUUCCUCUCAAAGAAUUGCGUUCUAAGUAUGGCACAUAUUUCGUAACAGGAAAUCAUGAAUAUAUACAUGGUAAUAUAACGGAAUGGCUUUAUUAUCUAAGCAGUCUUAGUAUCAAAACUUUACGAAAUGAACAUGUUGCUCUUAAUAUCGGAAAUUCAGUAUUGUGCCUCGCUGGCGUUGAUGAUUUGUUUGCGGAACGUUCACAGUCUAUUCCUGGUCACAAAAUGAAUUUUAAUAAAGCGUUAAAUUGUAAUGCAAAUUCAACAGUUGUUAUGUUAGCGCAUCAGCCGAAUGCAGCUAAAGUUAUUUUAAACGAAAAAGCGAAAACUCAAAGAAUUGAUCUUAUUUUAUCAGGACAUACUCAUGGUGGACAGCUAUAUUUACUCGUUCCGUUGAUUUAUAUACUCAACUCAUACGCGCGUGGUCUUUAUUAUCACGAUAUGUCAUCAGCAUAUUUAUAUGUAUCAGCAGGAGUCAAUUAUUUUGGACCACCUGUAAAAAUCUUCGGAGGCUGUGAAAUUAUAUCCAUUAAACUUCAUCGAUCAAAGUGA